Vidua macroura (Pin-tailed whydah) is the source of this 843-nucleotide messenger RNA. Its product is annotated as claw keratin-like. Gene Ontology annotation, molecular function: structural constituent of cytoskeleton. The record is from RefSeq and is a predicted model, not a curated record. Gene Ontology annotation, cellular component: intermediate filament. The transcript is spliced from 2 exons. NCBI's taxonomy places the organism in Eukaryota, Metazoa, Chordata, Aves, Passeriformes, Viduidae. The coding region runs from base 376 to 843 and encodes 155 amino acids.
AUGCUCGGCAUUCUUUGUAGGCAACGUGAGGGAUUAGGGACAGAGCAGGGUUUAUUGGGGCUGUGAGCUGAGCUCCAGCAGCACCCUGGCUGUCAUGUAAUGAUGGGCCAUGGCUGUUCCUCCCAUGGGUCCAGGGCACGUUUCCACACCAAUCUCCCCGAUGUUGAUGUCUAUAAUUGUAUUGCGUCAUUAUCUCUCUGAUGUAGCUUGUCAGCGUGAAUUCCUAAUUACCUGGGUUUUUUUGCCACCGCUCCCUUUCCUGAUGCCCCAGGCCCUUGGGGAGAUGUAUAAAAGGCCCAAAGGUUUCACAGAGCUCUAUCCACCUUCCACUGCUUGACUCGCCUUGUCAACUUGCUUUGCCAGCCGAGCCGAAGGAUGUCCUGCUCCAGCCUGUGUGUCCCCAGCUGCGGGGUGGCCACCCCGGCCCCUCUGGCUGACACCUGCAACGAGCCCUGCGUGCGGCAGUGCCCCGACUCCACGGUGGUCAUCCAGCCCCCGGCCUCGGUGGUCACCUUCCCUGGGCCCAUCCUCAGCUCCUUCCCGCAGCAGAGCGCCGUGGGCUCGGCCGGAGCUCCCUACGUGGGAGCCGGCUCCGGGGGCGCCUUUGGAAGCCGUGCGGGCUACGGGGCCCUUGGGGGCUAUGGAGGUUAUGGAGGCUGGGGCUAUGGAAGCCGUGGUGGCUACGGGGGUUGGGGCUAUGGAGGCCGUGGGGGCUACGGGGGCUGGGGUUGUGGAGGCUGGGGCUAUGGAGGCCUUGGGGGCUAUGGGGGCUAUGGGAGCUGUGGCUACGGCGGCUGGAGCAGUGGCCACCGCUACCUGAAUGGCAACUGCUGGCCCUGCUAA